UUUUGGUUGAAGAGGGCACUACUGUUUUCUGCUUUAUCUAUGUAUAAUCUGUCCCAAUUUAUUGACCUCUCGCUCGCACAUCUCCCAUCUCACCUGGCAGCUCAGCGGUUUGAACCGCGUAAACUUCCAUCAUUGGCGUCUUGUUUUCUGCGACGCACAGUCGAGUCGUGCUUGAAGGGGUACCUACGUACUUGCUAUAUUUUAUUGCAACUUUGUACAUUCAACUCCUUACAAUACACGACGUUCUUUGUGAGGGAACCUAUCACACAGUCGGGGUGGAAAUUACUAAGAAGCCCUAGAGGAAAGAAAGUUGACCCGGUUUUUUGGGUAAGCCACUGUAAGGAGCUCCUUCACGACAGGCGUGAAGCAGCAAAGUGUUCAAACUUAUUUGUACAUUUAAGAGGUCAACCUAAAGCUGCAUCUAGGACAGUGAUUGCUGGAUGGGUAAGGACAUUAUUAGCUGAAGCUGGAAUCAUCGCGUCCCCGGGUAGUAUUCGAUCAGCGGUAGCUUCAAAGAACUGGGCUGACAACGUUCCUAUAGACGACAUCCUAUCGCGAGGAAAUUGGAGAUCUGAAAAUACUUUCAGACAUUUUUAUAGACGGGAAAUUAUCAAAGUCCCUGCGCAAUAUGGUAUUACUAACUCUUUUGUUCCAUAUCAUUAAUUAUUUUUCAAAUGUAUUUGAUUGCAUAAGUUUUGCUACUUGCCUAUAUACCUACUAAUCUUAAGUAGUAAGGUAAAUUAUUUUCAUGUUGGAGUAACAAGUGAAUACCUUUUUGUGUAUUUUAAUUUUUAAUAAAUAUUUUUCUCAUACAAUCUAAACCCCUUUUAAUAGCUAAGGUCCUCUUGGAUCUACGUAAAGCUGUCGUAUGAGUACCUACCUACUUUAAUCUGUAUUUACACAUUCUUUUAAGUAUAGGUAAAAAGUCACAUUGGCGUCCAUCUCCACCAGGCGAUAACAAACACGUCUUCAACCAAAAGUUUCAAAUAACGGUCAAGGAUUAAUAGCAGCGUUUUACCUGAAAAAUAAAACGCUUAUUAAUACUUACCUUAUUUGAAACUUUCCCUUUUAUUUCUGCCUGGGUGGGUUUUCGACUCAAUGAUGGAAGUUUACGCGGUUCAAACCGCUGAGCUGCCAGGUGAGAUGGGAGAUGUGCGAGCGAGAGGUCAAUAAAUUGGGACAGAUUAUACAUAGAUAAAGCAGAAAACAGUAGUGCCCUCUUCAACCAAAAGUUUCAAAUAAGGUAAGUAUUAAUAAGC
This is a messenger RNA of Pararge aegeria (speckled wood butterfly), 1259 nucleotides long. RefSeq lists its product as uncharacterized. NCBI's taxonomy places the organism in Eukaryota, Metazoa, Arthropoda, Insecta, Lepidoptera, Nymphalidae. The record is from RefSeq and is a predicted model, not a curated record. The coding region runs from base 40 to 663 and encodes 207 amino acids. Gene Ontology annotation, biological process: DNA integration; DNA recombination. The transcript is spliced from 2 exons. Gene Ontology annotation, molecular function: DNA binding.